Molecule: messenger RNA, 2475 nt
Organism: Aphis gossypii (cotton aphid)
Lineage: Eukaryota; Metazoa; Arthropoda; Insecta; Hemiptera; Aphididae
Exons: 1
Coding region: 1-2475 (824 amino acids)
Source: RefSeq, a predicted model, not a curated record
AUGAAAGUACCUAGUUUAGAUAUGCUAUUAAAAUUUGUAGAAAAGAGAUGCAAAAUCUUAGAAAAUAUUGGAACCUCGGUUGGAACUAACGAAAAACAGGAUAACACCUUUAAGGUAGGUAAUAGAAGACACAGGUGGGCUUCUGGCAAAACUUCAUUGACAAUUUCAACUUCAUCUACUGCAUCAAAUUGUCCAUUCUGUCAACAUGAACAUCAAAUUCAUCGUUGUUUCUCAUUUAAGCGCAAACCAGUUACGGCGCGGCGUAAGUUUGUGAGUGACAACAGUUUAUGUUUUAUAUGCUUAAAACUUGGGCAUAAUGCUAGCUCUUGUACUGCCGUUUUUACAUGCAAGAAAUGUGAAGGUCGUCAUAACACACUGUUACAUCUGGAAAGUUUUGGUGGUGUAACGAAUAACAGUGAGGUGACGCAGAAGGAAAAUACAAUUGUUCAGGCCACUACGUCCGAACCAGUUGAAAAUAAUACUGUAUUCGCAGGUACUAUAUCAACACAAACAACUGUAGUAUUAGGGACUGCCGUUAUUCGGGUACAAGAUAACACAGGUGCUAUGCAUCAGAUCAGAAUUUUAUUAGAUAGUGGGUCACAAGUUUCAGCUAUCACAGCGGAUUGUGCCAACAGACUCGGUCUCAAACGUAGCAAAAGUCACGUAGAAGUGGUUGGCUUGUCUCAACAACCAGUCUCCAAGGUAAAAGGGGUUACUCAGUGUGAUUUUUUCCCUCUUCAGUCAGAGCAACCACUGUUUAAGGCAACCAAUGUUAUUAUAUUAUCCCAAAUCACUGGAUUAAUGCCAACAUGUUCACUUCCUAUCACCGUUCGCACACGCUAUCAACACCUAGUACUAGCUGAUCCAGAAUUUGAUCGUCCCGGUACCGUUGACAUGCUGAUAGGUGGUGAUUUAUAUCCGAUGAUUUUGCAACCUAGAACUGACAUUAUUCAUACGCCUGGAUUACCUUCAGCAAUGCACACAAACCUUGGUUGGAUAAUUGUUGGUUCAUUGAAGGAUUCUACUCCAUUAUCUCUCACGUCAUUAACGAUUAGUACGGUACCAGUUAUGAAUGAGACUUUGCAACAAUUUUGCAGGAUUGAAGAGCCGAUAGUUCAAACACAGUCAACAACAGAAGACGAACGAUGCGAAGAGUGGUUUAGCAAAACAGUGUCACGGGACACAUCAGGCAGGUUUUGUGUUGCUCUCCCUUUUCGAUCUACAAUUAACGUACAAUGUAAUUCAAAGCAAGAUUUGAUUACACCAAGUGGUCUUGGUUCCUCGCGUACCAUGGCAUUAAACCGGUUGCUUAAUAUUGAACGCCGCUUAGCUAAAGACCCUGAACUAUAUUCCGCGUAUCGUUGUUUCAUGAAUGAAUAUCUUUUAUUAGGUCACAUACGCGCAGCUGAUAAACCAGAAAAAUAUUUUAUCCCGCAUCACGCAGUAGUCAAACGGAAAAACGGUAAGAUGAAAAUUCGGGUAGUAUUUGAUGCGUCGGCUAAGUCGUCAUCUGGGUUUGUAUUGAACGACUGCUUGGCAACCGGGUCAAAAUUACAAAGUAAUAUUACGGAUAUACUACUUCAAAGUCGUUUUUACAAAUAUUUAUUCAUUGCCGACAUUGAAAAGAUAUACGGGCAGAUCCGAGUCAAUGAUGCAGACUGUGCGUAUCAACAUAUACUUUGGAGAAAUUCACCCAAUGAGGAAGUCAAAGAAUACGAAUUAUGUACAAGAACGUAUGGUUUCAAUGCAGCUCCAUAUUUGGCAAUCAGAUGUUUACGCCAAUUAGAUUCAGAUUGCGGAAAUCAAUUUCCUCUGGCAAAAAAUCUGUUAGUUACAUCUACAUAUGUUGACGAUAUUGUGGCAGGAGCUGAUACAGAAAGGGUUGUGCUAGAACUUCAACGUCAAUUAAUAUCCUUAUUACGUAAAGGAGGGUUCAAUCUAAGGAAAUGGGCCAGCAAUUGUGACGCAAUAUUAAAAGGUAUACCUGCUGAAGAUCGCGCAAUGGACCCAUCUUUUGAACUUAAAGAUGACCAAUCAGUGAAAGUACUGGGUUUGCAUUGGAGUACUAAUUCGGAUAUCUUAGGGUAUCAUAUUAAUAUCAACCAAGUCAACCCAAUUAAGCGCUCAAUACUUUCAGCAAUUGCUCGUCUAUAUGAUCCAGUUGGCACGUUGGGACCCGUGAUAUUUUGGGCCAAGCGCGUUCUGCAAGAGCUAUGCAUAGAAAAGUUAGAUUGGGAUGAGCCGCCUCCGCCUGAUAUCAUCAAUAAAUGGCAAGAUUUUACAACGGAGUUACCUGCAUUAUCGUCAUUGUCGCUUUGUCGAUUCAUUAACGUACUCUCAUCAAAAACCAUACGAUUAUUGGGUUUUGCGGAUGUCUCUAAAAAGGGAAUCAUCCGCGUCGUUGGAAGAUUGAAGCGUGCAUUUUGGAUGAAGAUGCAAAACAUCCAAUCCUUCUGCCUCAAAAGGUUCGUCUGA